GGGGCUUUCUGGUUUUGGGUACACGUGAACAGCGUCAUCCAAUCAGCUGGUAAAUUUUAAGACCGGCGCCACUUUGUCAUCAAUGUUGUCCACAGUGAUUGUUUAAACUUUUCAUAAAACAUUCAAAUUAAACAUAUAUUGUGACUUUGUUUUGUGAUAAGUGGCAAAAUCUUAGGGGCUAGGUGUUUUUUAUUUGCAGUAGAACGUUGCCUACAUCAUUUUCUGACCUUCGAAAUAUCCCAAAUUGUCGCCAUUUUGACCAUGCAAGUUAAUUUGUUGUAGUUUAUUUGAGUGUUUUACACAUAAUUAUCAUCAUAUAUACGUAAAUGGAUACCUUAUUGCAUGGAGUACUUCGAAAAUGUCACAGAAAAGUAGUGUAGUCAAUUUUGUAAUACAUGACGCUAAUGGAAAGCCUCAAAUGGUUAAGGUAGUGCAAAACUCUAUCAAUCAACCUCUUACCGAAAUAAAAAUCAAACAAACCCCUGUGAAAAUUUACAAGUUAGCUCAACCAGUAGAAGGAAACAUUAAGCCUCAAGCCCUUCAACCUAUUAAACUUAGUGGCAUUAAAUGUACAUCAGAAAAAGUAGAAGAAUCUCAUACUAUUUCUUCAUUACAAGAAGUUGUUACAUCUGUUGAUCCUGACUUGAACUUGAAAAAGCCAUUGAUAAAAGUACAAAAACCUUUUACUGAAGUAAAUUUAGAAUUUGUACCUAAAUUAGUCCCAAUUGUACGUAAAAGUGAAUUGAUAGUGAAAACAACAGAUAUCAAACAAAGUGAACCUUUAACUAUGUCUCAUGCAUCCAGACGGCGACAUGAUUCAGAUAAUGAUGCCCCAACAGAAUACACAACAAAAAGGCGUAAGCAUGCAGACAAAGUUGGCAAAGGAUUAAGGCACUUCUCCAUGAAAGUUUGUGAAAAAGUCAGGAAUAAAGGUUUUACCUCAUACAAUGAAGUUGCUGAUGAACUUGUCCUGGAAUUUGCUACUGGAAUACAUGGAUCAUCUGAUAGCCAACAAUAUGACCAAAAGAAUAUUCGACGAAGAGUUUAUGAUGCGUUAAAUGUUUUGAUGGCAAUGAAUAUAAUUUCAAAAGAUAAAAAGGAAAUAAGGUGGCUGGGUCUACCAACUAAUUCAAUACAAGAAUGUACAGCUCUUGAAAAGGAAAAGCAAACAAAAUUGGAACAAAUUCAAAAGAAAACACAACAGUUACAAGAACUUAUAUUGCAGCAUAUAUCAUUUAAAGGUUUAAUAGAAAGGAAUAAAGAAGCAGAAAAUAAAGGCAUAAAACCGUCACCAUCAUCAGCAAUACAUUUACCAUUUAUUGUUGUAAAUACAAGUGAUAAGGCACUUAUUGAUUGUAGUAUCUCUAAUGAUAAGACAGAAUAUAUGUUUAAUUUUAAUAAGAGGUUCCAGAUUCAUGACGAUAUAGAUAUAUUAAAAAGGAUGGGUCUCUUAUUUGGUUUAGAUAAAGGAGAAUGUUCAGAAGAAGAUAUAGAAAAAGCGAAAAGUAUGGUUCCAAAAUCGUUAGAAUGUUAUGUAGAACAGAUGGCAAGGGGUCUCAGCAAUAAUCUUUCAGAUAUUCUCGAUGAGGAAUAUUUAGAAGAAGGAGUGGACGAUGAAACAUUAGGUGAAGCAGAUGUUGAUGAUGAUCAGGAAGCUGAUGCAAAUGAAUACAGUGAGGACAGUAGUGAUGUUGAUGUUUAACAAAGUACUGUUGUUAUAUUUGGUAUGGGAUUCAGUUCAACAAUAUAUAAUUUUGAAUCAGAAGGCGCGUAAAGUGCAGAAUUAUAUAACAGUUAAAUUUCAUGUUGUAUUUUAACAUAAUAUAGGUGUGGAAUUUAUCAUUUUGAUAAUAAUAUUUAUUUGUCUUAAUAAUAAUAAUAAACAGUCAGAAAAGCAAUAAAAAUUAUAUAUUAUAUUUGUUAUGUUAUCCAAGUCCAAAUGUUUGACUAGAUUUAUAUAAUAUGUGUCUGCAUGAUUAGCUACAACUGCAUAAAAUUGAUAUCUUAAUUGAUAUUUGAGAGUCUAACUCAGGCAAAAAAUGGGAAUGUGUUUCGGAAAGAUAAAAUCAAAUUUAUUUAUAUACAAUGAUUUUUUUUUUUCGAAAACUAAACAAAAUCAUCACAUCAAUACUUAGUUAUUCCAACAGCUGCUGAUCUGGUGGUUCGCUCGAUACUACUUCACGCCGAUUCUCUGUAGUGGUGUUGUAACUUAACACUUUCCCUUCACCUUUCACUCCCCCCGGCUCGAUGCGUGCAUAUGCCUUAUUGGUUUCCUUAUUAAAUUUUAUCUACCCAAGUUUAAAAAUAAAUUAUUGGCAACACUAAAUCCAAGAAGUCGCGCUGAGAUUGCCCGCAAAAACUAACAUGAUAUAUAUGAAAUUACUUUUUUAGAAAAAUUAUUUAUUUCUUGCAGCAGUGCAUUUACCAAAUGCUAAUAUAAUGCAAAAUUACCUCUCAACUUGCGACUUCUCAUAUAACACAGCAAACUUAGAAACAACUGUCUUUACACACUUGUUCUAAUGAAAAGUUCAGACCCUAUCCAAAUUAAAUUAUAGGAUUAGCUGUAUCUAAGAUUGACAACUGUUACAGUUACUGUACUGUACAGAAGCUUAUUCAAAAAACAAAAGCUAAACGAUUUAUAGAUAUAUAUUUAUAGGUACUUGUAAUACUAAUUCGAUUCUAUAGUUGCGAGGCAAUGUUGUAGAAAAUGAAAGACAGUUACCCAGUCUGACAGUACAGCCAAUGCGCAGUAUAAAGAAGCAUAUAGUAGUACACCGUCUUUGAUCUCGUAGUAAAAACCGAAUAGGUCUAAAGGCUGGUGCGGUUGCUGCAACUCGAUAUAAAAAAGUAGUAUGUUAUUUUUUAUUUCUUAUUACGAUACCUAUAUUUUAGUUUAUAAUAUUUGUUCAUCUUUUAUAUUCUGCCGUAGCCGGCCAAAUAUCCUUUUCCUUACCAAUCUUUCCAUUUUAUUGUUGUUAAAUCCGUUUGUAGAGGCGAAAGUUCAGCAAUCGACCUUACGCCUCUACGAAUGUUUAUGGGCGGUGAUAAGAGCUUACCUAACUAACUUAUUAGGUCAUCAGCUUUAUUGCCAACGAUGACA
This is a messenger RNA of Zerene cesonia (dogface butterfly), 3100 nucleotides long. Its product is annotated as transcription factor Dp-1-like. Gene Ontology annotation, cellular component: nucleus; transcription regulator complex. Gene Ontology annotation, biological process: regulation of transcription by RNA polymerase II; regulation of cell cycle. The transcript has 11 exons. The coding region runs from base 359 to 1702 and encodes 447 amino acids. The record is from RefSeq and is a predicted model, not a curated record. Gene Ontology annotation, molecular function: RNA polymerase II transcription regulatory region sequence-specific DNA binding; DNA-binding transcription factor activity, RNA polymerase II-specific. Lineage: Eukaryota; Metazoa; Arthropoda; Insecta; Lepidoptera; Pieridae.